This is a messenger RNA of Paramecium octaurelia, 904 nucleotides long. The record is from the annotation of a GenBank genome assembly. NCBI's taxonomy places the organism in Eukaryota, Ciliophora, Oligohymenophorea, Peniculida, Parameciidae.
AUGACCUUAUUGGUAGAAGUUUAAAGUGAUCUACCUUAAAAAUUAAUAUAAUUAGAAAUCUGUUAAAUUGAUGAAUUUUAUAUAGCAUUCCAAAAGACAUUAUUUUAUUAUUCAGUUUAAGUGAAGAUAUUAUGCGUAAUUUAUAGGGCAGAAGGACAACAUUUAGAAAUAUAUGAACUCCUUAACUGUUGUAAAAGUCUGUAGUUUACACUCAUUAAUAAAGAUACAGGUAAUUUUAAACUUAUCUUAGGUACUCUAAAAUUUAAAAGCAAAUUCAUUAUUAGUACUCAAGGUUAUAAAUAAUCAUAUAUUAACAAUUAUUUUUUGUUACAUCAUUUCGAUGACAAAGUAGUAGUCUAGUUGAAUGAAUAGUUGCAUUUUUAUUUGCAUUCAGAAUUUUUCAAAUUUUUUCAAAUUUCUGAUAUGCCUUACUUUGUGUCAGUGGAAAGCAAUGGCAAACUUUCUAUUUUUAAAUUAGAAAAUGGAGAUGUUUAUUUAAAAGAAAUGAAGUCAAAAAUGAUAGGCAUCUAUAAAAUUUUGGGUUAAAAGUCAGAAAUUAUAAAAGUUGAGCCUUUCGAUAUUCAUAAUCUAUAGUUAAAAAUAACACCUCAAAUCACUCCAAUUAUUUAAUAAAAUUUUGAUAUUAAAAUAAAUAUUAGCUUAAUCAAUAUAUAAGAAACACUUCCUUUGACAUUAUUCUCAAUUGAAUAAAAUGGGGAUGAAAUAGGAUUUGAUGAAGGCUUUGGAGGUUUUCAAGAAGCUACUAUUAAAAAUGAAUCCAUAAAGAAUGUUUGGUUUUUGAAAUUAGAAUCAAACUAAAAUAUCAUCAUUUAGGAAUUCUAAACUUAUAUAUUUAUAACAAUGUUUUUAAAUUAAAAAUUAAUUAAAGAAUUCAACAUAAUGA